AUGUGGCGCCACAUAUUUCUCAUUAUUACUACCAGAGCAUCCGCAAGUUUGGUGAGAAUUCAUUCAUAUGGUUUGGGCCAUUGCCGAGGUGAAAAAUGGGCUAAACAUAGAAAGAUAGUCACCCCUGCUUUUCAUCUACACAAGUUGAAGAACACGCUGUUCUAUUUUAUCCCUGGAUGGAGAUACUUUCCAACUAAAGCGAACAGAAGACUGAAAGCAAUCUCCAAGGAAAUACAGUCCUUGCUAAAAGAAGAACCAACUUCAGAAGGACUAAAUCACCUCAAAAUUGCAACCAUGAUUCUCCAAGAAGUUUUGAGAUCAUCAAGAAGUUUGGUAAAAAUUCCUUUUUCAGUUUUAUCCCGGGAUGGAGAUAUUUACCAACCAAAGCAAACAGAAGAGUGA
Molecule: messenger RNA, 402 nt
Organism: Fraxinus pennsylvanica
Lineage: Eukaryota; Viridiplantae; Streptophyta; Magnoliopsida; Lamiales; Oleaceae
Source: the annotation of a GenBank genome assembly